This is a messenger RNA of Tuber melanosporum (Perigord truffle), 2195 nucleotides long. RefSeq lists its product as uncharacterized. Bases 1 to 1890 code for a protein of 629 amino acids. The transcript has 2 exons. Lineage: Eukaryota; Fungi; Ascomycota; Pezizomycetes; Pezizales; Tuberaceae. Gene Ontology annotation, molecular function: 1-alkyl-2-acetylglycerophosphocholine esterase activity. The record is from RefSeq and is a predicted model, not a curated record.
AUGUCGUUCCUAUCACGCUUGAAUUUGAUCCCCCAAUUCCCAACAUACCCCGGCCCUUACCAUGUUGGCUCAUUCGAACUAGAGAUUCCGGCAUCGUCAUUGGAGCCCACCUCCAAGCGGUCGCCACCAGAUACUAAGGUCGAAACAGUACAGUUUCGGGUUUUUUACCCAGCAGAAAAGCCCGAUUCAGCAAAUACAACGGGAUGGUUUGGUAACACGGCAAAGAAAUCCAUCAGAUGGCUUCCCGAACCAUAUCAACGGGAGUACCUGAGCGGCUACGCACGGUUUAUGGGAGUAAGCUCUAGGUUCGCGGAAAUAGUUUCGUAUCUUCCCCGAGCACUCUACUACAUUUCGUUACCAGCGACAGCCAAUGCGCAGCUAUUAGGGGGGAAACCACCGGAGUUUAGAUUCCCGACCAUGGUUUUCUCGCACGGCCUUGGCGGAACGAGGCUGGCGUAUUCGCACAUCUGCGGCUCCAUCGCCUCCUAUGGCGUGAUUGUGGUUGCGCCCGAGCACCGUGAUGGAAGCGGUCCGGUGAGCUUCGUCAAAGUGCCAGCAAUGAAGGGCGCCCGCGUUUCUGGGGGAAAGUCUGAAGCAGGAAAGCCUGAUGUUAAUGAAAGCUCUGCGAAGGCCCCAGUGAAGGACACAAACGGGAGGAUUCAAGUGGACUAUAGAGCUUAUCCUCACCAAGUCUCUGCGGAAACGGAGAAUGGGAGAAACAAGCAGCUUGAGAUUCGCUUGUGGGAAUUAAGUCUCAUUUAUUCGGCACUUUCUAAAAUCGAUAUCGGAAAAGUCCCCGAGGACGCGAUUAUGUCUAGUGAUGAAGGAGAAAUCAAUGAAGGAACAAUGAGUCCUGAGGCAAAAAAUCUAUUAUCAACCUUCAAAGGAAAUUUGGAUGUUAAAGACCCGGGAAAGCUGAUCUGGGCUGGUCACUCCUUCGGUGCUGCGACCAUGAUCCAAUUUCUCAAAAGCGUCUAUUACCCACCUCCGACGAAACCGUCAAUAAACCCCCUCUUGGCCCUAGAUGCUUCUCUCCCCCCAAAUUCCUUCGAUGUUCUGCCGCUUGGCAAGCAGAUAACAGCCACAUCGCCUCUCCUCCUCCUGGAUCUGUGGUGCCUUCCGCUGCUGGGCAAGCGAACAAGCCACCUAUUCAAACAGCCCCUCCCACAAAUAUCAAAUAAACCAAACCUUGUCUUAGUAAUAAUGUCCGAGGAGUUCUUUCGCUGGAAAGAAAACCUCCGUGGUGUGAAGCGCAUCCUCUCCCCAGAGCCGGGCCAGAAGAGAGGUACGCCCCACCACGAAAUCUUCGAAAAGUGGGACGAGGAAGAUACUGGAGAUGCUAGAGACACCGCCGCUCACGAAGAUAUGUCAAAACACUUCCAUCCAAAUAACGACCUCCUCUCACCAUCAAUAUCACCGGCCGUUGGAUUAUCCUCUACUCCCGACCAAGGCGGCCAAAUUAUACCGCCAACAGCCACUCCUUCACCCACUCCGGAAAGGCAGCACAAGCACCAACAUCACGUAGUUAAAAAUAGAGAACCACGCUUUUACUACGUCAGGAAAUCCGCACACCUAUCGCAGAGCGACUUUGGAAUACUUUUCCCGGUAGUCGCGCGUCAUGCGGAGAACCCGCGAAGGAUAUUGGACCUAAACGUCCGCGCUACGAUUCAGUGGCUCCGCGAGGCUGGGUAUAGCGAUAGACUCGCGAAGACAGAACACUUGGAAGAGCUAGUCCAUGGCUUACACCUCAACGGUGACGACAUGGACAAGGGCGAGGAAUCGAAGAACAGGGAAGGCGAUUGGGGAAUAUGGGAAGAGGGGGGCACGGGUGCGGAAGGGUGGGGAAGGAUUGAUCUCGAAGAGACGGACAUUCCUGAGGUCAAAAUUUAGUCAAGUGAAAAACGAAAAGCAAUAAGACAUAUGGUAAUUGGCUGGAGGUACAUAUAAGAUUAAAUUUCCAUGUUAGAUUGUAUUUCUUCUUUCCCUCUUUUUCUUUCUUUUCUUUCCCUUGCUUUCUUUUUCUCGUGCUAGCGUAUUUUGUUCGAAGUGCAAACAAAAAGCCACUUGCGCGGACCACUUUUUUGUUUUUUUACAGGGAUUGUACUUGCAGAGAUAUGGCCGUUGGGAAUCUAUAGGUAGCCUUGUGCUGUAUGACGUUACUAUUGCGAAUGAGAAGAGGGAAAGCCCAUGCAAUG